UCCCCUUCAACAACCCCCUCCGCAAUCAAACAGUUCUCCAACUUCGCACGCACAGGGGCAGGCCUCGAGAAAAUUCUCCGACUCAUCCAGGCCCUCGCAACCAUCAUCAUCGAAACCAGCAUCGACAAUGAAACAGUAACGACCUGGUCAACCGCCAAGUCGCAGUUAGCGCUGACCCGCCGCUUCUUCCGCUUCUUUAACUUUCUCGAUUGUUUCGAGCGGGUGUAUGCCCUCCUCGGCAGUAGCAGUAGCAGUAGCAGUUCUGCAGCUGAUGGGUUUCCAACGAUGCUGUUUGAGCUCGGCCGGUGGACGUGUCUAGGGCUGUAUUUUGUGUUGGAGGAUUGUACUAUCCUGCACGCGAUGAACGUCUACCCCGUGUACUGGAAUAAGCCUGUUAUCGUUGAGGCCUACAAAUUCUGGUUCUACGCGUUGGCGUUAUCGAUUGUCGGAGCUUUGUGGGGGCUAUUGUUUGCUUCGGGUUCUGCUUCUAUGGGUAAGGCGCAGCACGAUGAGAAGAAGGGCGGGAGUAGCAAGGAGAGGAAGGUUGGGAUCUCCGGACCUCUAGUGAAGCGGAUUGUGGUUGAUGGCUGUGAUUUGAUGAUUCCUGGGGUAUUUUUGGGAUGGAUUCAGGUGAGUGAGGUUGUGGUGGGCAUGGCGAUGGUGGUGAGUACACUGGUUGCGGGGAAAGAUAUUUGGAUCAAGGCCCAGCAGGCCUGA
Aspergillus novofumigatus IBT 16806 is the source of this 717-nucleotide messenger RNA. Its product is annotated as PEX11 domain protein. Gene Ontology annotation, biological process: regulation of peroxisome size; peroxisome fission. The transcript is spliced from 3 exons. The record is from RefSeq and is a predicted model, not a curated record. Gene Ontology annotation, cellular component: peroxisomal membrane. The annotation marks the transcript as partial. NCBI's taxonomy places the organism in Eukaryota, Fungi, Ascomycota, Eurotiomycetes, Eurotiales, Aspergillaceae.